Trichomycterus rosablanca is the source of this 2433-nucleotide messenger RNA. It is a transcript of the gene arhgef9a, whose product is annotated as Cdc42 guanine nucleotide exchange factor (GEF) 9a. The transcript is spliced from 11 exons. The coding region runs from base 30 to 1727 and encodes 565 amino acids. Gene Ontology annotation, molecular function: guanyl-nucleotide exchange factor activity; protein binding. Lineage: Eukaryota; Metazoa; Chordata; Actinopteri; Siluriformes; Trichomycteridae. The record is from RefSeq and is a predicted model, not a curated record.
CGCCACACCGCGCGCACCGUUCCAGCGCCAUGGCAACGGGAGCGAGCGCGCGUUCACCGGGAGCGAGAGAGCGCGAGCGGGGAUGCCCGUUCGCACGCGGCCGCCUGGGCAAGCUGGUGAGCGGAGGUUCUAUCGUUAACGCCGAGGCGGUAUGGGAUCAUGUGACCAUGGCGGACCGCGAGCUGGCCUUUAAGUCCGGUGAUGUCAUCAAAGUUCUGGACUCGUCCAACAGGGACUGGUGGUGGGGACAGAUCGACGAUGAGGAGGGCUGGUUUCCUGCCAGCUUCGUCCGGGUGGACCCCAACUCCACCCAGCCUCCGUCCAAGCAGCAGCUUUUAUACAUCAGUCCGGUCGUCGCCCCGCUGAAGCUGUGGGUGAAUCAGGAGGACGCGGUGUCGGCGGACCCGGCCGAGGGCUGCAGCGAGGUGCAGAACGGCCACGCCGAGGCGAGUCCGAACCCGAGCAGCGACUGCGUGUGCCUGAGCCAGAUGGUUCAGAACAGAGACCAGAUGAGAGCAAACGUCAUCAACGAGAUCAUGAGCACCGAGAGGCACUACAUCAAACACCUGAAGGACAUCUGUGAGGGCUACCUGAAGCAGUGCAGGAAGAGGAGGGACAUGUUUAACGACGACCAGCUAAAGGUGAUUUUCGGGAACAUCGAGGACAUUUACAGGUUCCAGCUCGGCUUCGUCAGAGACCUGGAGAAACAGUUCAACACUGAGGAACCUCACCUGAGCGAGAUCGGACCCUGCUUCCUGGAACACCAAGACGGGUUCUGGAUCUACUCCGAGUACUGUAACAACCACGUGGACACCUGCAUGGAGCUGACGCGGCUCAUGAGGGACGGACGCUACCAGAACUUCUUCGAAGCGUGCAGGCUGGUCCAGCAAAUGAUCGACAUCGCCAUCGACGGCUUCCUGCUCACGCCGGUGCAGAAGAUCUGCAAAUACCCGCUACAGCUGGCAGAGCUGCUAAAAUACACCGUACAGGAGCAUAGUGAUUACCGGUACGUCGCCGCAGCGUUGGCCGUGAUGAGGAACGUAACUCAGCAGAUCAACGAGAGAAAACGGCGACUCGAAAACAUCGACAAAAUCGCCCAAUGGCAGGCCUCCGUACUGGACUGGGAGGGGGAGGACGUACUGGACAGGAGUUCGGAGCUGGUGUACACAGGAGAGCUGUCCUGGAUCUAUCAGCCGUACGGACGGAGCCAAACCCGCGUUUUCUUCCUCUUCGACCAUCAGAUGGUCAUCUGCAAAAAAGACCUGAUCCGGCGUGAUAUACUUUACUACAAGGGCCGGAUCGACAUGGAUCGUUACGAGGUCUUGGACACCGUCGACGGUCGCGACGACGACUUCAACGUCAGCGUCAAAAACGCCUUCAAACUCAGCAACAAAGACUCAGAUGAGAUCCACAUAUUCCUCUCCAAAAAGCUGGAGGAGAAGAUCCGCUGGUUACGAGCGUUUCAGGAGGAACGCAAGAUGGUGCAGGAGGACGAAAAGAUCGGGUUCGAGAUUUCGGGGUAUCAGAAGCGACAGGCAGCUCUCACAGUCAGGAGAGUCACCAAACAGAAAGGCACAGGACGCUCAGCCCCGCCCUCCUACCCCCCGCCCCUGGACCCCACGAACCCGGGUCAGUUCCUCCUCCCGGACGGAUACGACUUUGAGCCCAAACGCAGCACGUCACCUUUCUGGCACAACAUCAGCCGCUUAGCGCCCUUCAAGAAAUAGCCACGGACACGGCGACGCCCUUCCAGCAACAACAUCAAGUACAAAAACAAACAAACUAUCUAACGAAUCAAAAAGAAGAAGCACUAUCCAACCAGAGAUCACCGCCGAGUGAAACCCACGGAGCGCUGCGGCUUUCUGCAACAAUCAACACACACACACACACACACACGCUGCAGAGAGGAGGAAACUCGCUACACUGGGUCACAGCGCCCCCUGUAGAGCUGGCUGCACUGAACUAUAUACACAUACACACAAAUUCCCAUCUACACACUCGUGUAUCCCUUUGGAAACCAAACCACAAGCCCGGUGCCAUUCCCCGUCUCCGUCCAGUGGGAUUUCGGAGACGUGUUUUUCCCUUUUCUCUUCAAACCAAGCAGGAAGUGUUCAGACGUUCUAAAAGAGAAAAACAAAACAGACUAACGACUCUCCCCUCUCCAGCGCCGCCCUGGUGUUCCUCCGUGCACUGUGACUAAUUGGGGCAUUUUUUCCCCCCUCGCCCUCACUAUCUCUUUUAACUCAGACAGUGUGAAGCCCGGUCGAUCCUGCAGUAUUUGGGUUUUUCCUUCGUGUGCGUGCAGGUUUCUCUCUCUGUGUGUUGCAUUCUUUCAGUUCUGUUCUGCAUGAGGAUACUAAACAAUCCAAGUACAGCUAUUUUAUAUUCUUACGGGUCAAAGUCAGUAAAAUAUGGUAGUUUUUUCUACUAAAC